Molecule: messenger RNA, 1061 nt
Organism: Paramecium octaurelia
Lineage: Eukaryota; Ciliophora; Oligohymenophorea; Peniculida; Parameciidae
Source: the annotation of a GenBank genome assembly
AUGAAAUAAUUACUUUUGAUUCUUUGUCUCAUUUCAAUUAUUAUUGUGUUCACAAAAGCAGCUCCAUAACCAAAUUUGAAGGACCUAAAGAAAAAAAGCGAUUAAAUGGCAGCAGAGAAUAAAAACUCUAAAUCUUCAUAAACAAACACUAAAACUUAAAAAAAGGAAAAAUCAACUUUUAAAACUUUGAAGGAAACCCAAUUACAGAUUAUGAAUGUUUUGAAACCGCUUUUUGGAGUAAUCGAAUUUCUAAUAUUUGAUCUUAGUUAAGAACAAAAGAUUAAAAUCGAGAUGAAAAUGGGAAGGUAACCAAUGCGAGUACUACAGAAGACAAUAAACCAUAAAACAAAACUAGUAAAAAAGCAAGCAAAAAUAAAGGGAAUGAGAGAUUCAUUUUUCAAUGGGAUCAAAAGAUGGGUGAUUUUGAACCAGAAUUUAUAUUAAGUUUUGAUUUAGAUCCUGGAAGUAUAGAAGUAUAUCUAAAGUAUUUUGUAGGUGUUUUAUGAGGACAUCUUAAAACCUACAUCUAUAAAAGGAGCCUUUUUUAUACCCUAAUUUAAGGUUGAAGACAAAAUUGAUUUCUUUAUCAAGACAUCAAACAAUACCUUGAUUUAUUCUAAGGAGAAAGUUAAUGAAGCAAUUUUCAAUAUUGAUAUUUUAGAAAAAGGAGAAUACAAGUUUAUUUUCUAAAAUAAAAAGGUAUGAGAAUUUGCAAUAAACUUAGUCAAAAUACACCAAAACUGUUACGUUUACUUUAGAUGUGCAUGAUUCAGAAUAAGAAUUUUUGAAAAUGGCAGAUUUAGAUCCAUUGGCACUUAGAGUUGAAAGAAUAAUAAUGGCUAUGAAGGUAUCUAAAUAAUUCUUAUAAUAAGGAUAAUUAUUUUUUCGAUAAAAUAGCAGGACAACAAUUUGAGGGUAAUUUAGAGGAGAUCCAAAAUUCGAAUUAUAAAUUGUUACUAUUUAGUUUGAUUGAAAUUUUGGGAGUCAUCUUUAUUACUAUUUGGCAGGUGUUUUACUUAAAAAGAAUAGUUGGCAAUCAAAGAAUGUUUUGAGCUUAUUAC